Molecule: messenger RNA, 771 nt
Organism: Drosophila yakuba
Lineage: Eukaryota; Metazoa; Arthropoda; Insecta; Diptera; Drosophilidae
Product: zinc finger matrin-type protein 2
Exons: 2
Coding region: 115-699 (194 amino acids)
Biological process (GO): mRNA splicing, via spliceosome
Cellular component (GO): spliceosomal complex; U4/U6 x U5 tri-snRNP complex
Molecular function (GO): zinc ion binding; nucleic acid binding
Source: RefSeq, a predicted model, not a curated record
GGCCGAAAACUUAGCACGGACGCAAACCACCGCAUCACUAACAAAAAUAUUUACAAAUUUUCAUUGGCACUUUUACACAAUAGAUUUUAGAGCAAUUGCAAUCCCAGCGCCAACAUGACGAUGCGACCUGAUGACCACCGAAGGAAAUGGGACAAGAACGAGUACGAGAAGCUGGCGGCGGAGCGGCUGCUCAACCAGGUGGCACCAAAGGAAGAAGAACCAGUGCAGCGGGAGAACCUCAAGCGACGCGACUACAAGGUGGACCUGGACAGCAAGCUGGGCAAGAGCGUUGUCAUCAACAAGAACACACCUACCUCGCAAUCCGGUGGCUAUUACUGCAACGUUUGUGACUGCGUGGUCAAGGACUCCAUCAACUUCCUGGACCACAUCAAUGGCAAGAAGCACCAGCGCAAUCUGGGCAUGUCCAUGAAGGUGGAGCGUAGCACCGUCGACCAGGUGAAGGAGCGCUUUCAGCAAAACAAGAAGAAGAUGGAGGAGAAGCAGAAGGACUACGAGCUCGAGCGCCGCCUGCGGGAGGCCAAGGAGGAGGAGGAUCGUUACAAGGAACACCGCAAGGAGAAGCGGAAAGAGCGGAAACGCAAGGCCGACGACACGGACUUCGAAUCUGGCGGCAUGCCCGACGACAUGGCCGCCAUCAUGGGCUUCUCUGGAUUUGGUGGAUCAAAGAAGAACUCGUAGGAACUAAGUGUUGAACUGCCCCUCCCCUCCAAUUUUAGAUGUACCAUGAAAUAGAAACUAAACACAAAACGA